AAAGGACUCGGAGGGGGCGGGGUGCAGCAGAGAUGUUUGGAGGCUUUUUUAUUUUUUUAUAUAUAAAAUUAUUUAUUUAAAUAAAAAUGGCUGCCGUGGAGAGCGAGGAGGAGCGAAUAGAGGAGGGCCAGGAGGAGCGUCCAGAGCGAGAACAGUCCCACAGCAAGACCAAGAAGCCUCGCAAGGAACGCCGCCAUGUUGAGCCGGCUCCUCCCUCCCAGGAGCCCCACGACUCAGCAUCAGAGCCCGUGGCGGGGCCCUCGCAGGGGGCGGGGACGCAGCCCGAGGCGGAGCCCGCAGGGUCUCCCAGGCAGCGGCGCUCCAUCAUCCGAGACCGUGGACCGCUGUACGACGACCCCUCGCUGCCCGCAGGCUGGACCCGUAAGCUCAAGCAGAGGAAGUCCGGACGCUCGGCGGGGAAGUUUGACGUCUACCUGAUCAACUCGGAGGGAAAGGCGUUCCGCUCCAAGGUGGAGCUCAUGGCCUACUUCCAGAAGGUCGGCGACACCACCACCGACCCCAACGACUUUGACUUCACCGUGACCGGACGCGGAAGCCCGUCCCGCCGCGAGAAGAAGCCCCCCAAGGCGCCAAAGGCGGCCAAACCGUCCGGCCGAGGCCGUGGCAGGCCGAAAGGCAGCGGGAAGAUGCGGCAGGCCACAGAGGGCGUGGCCAUGAAGCGCGUGGUGGAGAAAUCUCCAGGGAAACUCUUGGUCAAGAUGCCCUACGGCAAGGCGGAGUCCAGCAGCGGGACCACGCCCACAACAUCAAAGGUGUCUCCUCCUACGCUGCCGUCAAUCAAGUCCCGCCCAGGCAGGAAGAGGAAGUCAGACCAGGAUCUCCCCGCCCCUCCGCAGACGGCGCCCAAGAAACGAGGCAGGAAACCAGCCUCGGCUUCAGCGGCGUCGACGGUCGCCGUGGCGUCUUCCUCGGCAGCGUCCACCUCGGCGAUGCCAACAGCGGGGGGCUACGCCGCUGCCGCCAUCAUAGCCGCCGAGGCCAAGCGCAGAGCCACCAAGGAGUCCGUCGUCCAGGAAACGGCUCUCCCCAUCAAAAAACGCAAAGCGAGAGAGACCGUGGAGGAGCGGGAGAGCGUUCCGACCCCGGCGGCGAGCACCUCGGAGCCAGGAAGGACGGAGGGCGUUCCCAGGGAAGCGACGCAGACCUCCCACCCUUCCUCUUCGUCCUCAUCGGAGCAGAGCCAGUCUCAAACCCAGAAGCAGACGUCCGCUUCCCAGGAAAGUUCCCCGCAUGGACACAAGGCGCACAAAGAGAGGAAGCACAAGGAGAAGAGCGCGGCGGCAGGAAGUGGCGAGGAGGAAGGGAGCGAGGACGCCGAAGAAAAGGGAGGAGGAGAUGGAAGGAGUCCCUCCAAAAGCCAAAAGAGGAAGGAGCACUCGCCUCAGAAACACCACCAUCAUCACCAUCACCACCGCCAUCAUCACCAUCAUCACCAUCAUCGCCACCAACAGACCUCCUCUGAGGAUCAUCCUCAUCCCACAUCUGGACACUCCGACCAAUCCAGACCGAAAACCGACACGCAGCAAGCCCCCAAGCCGCCCCCACAAUCCCAUCCGCCGCCCCCAGCCCCGCCGUGUCCCCUCCAAACCCAGCAGUCUCCAGGUCAUUCCCAGCCCCGAGUCUUGCCGACUCAGCCGCACCCCCAGAAACCGCCGCCUUCGGUUCAGCACAGACCUCAGCUUCCAGCCCGGCACGGUCCUCCCCCGUCACACCUUCCAAAGCCCCCCCCGGCCGUCUCGCAGGCCCCUCCUCUCCAGACCAGGAAUCUACGGCCGCAAACCGCCGUGACGCUCCCGCCUCAACCCGGACCCCGCUUUCAGACUCAGCCCCGUCCUCAGACCAGUGCCCCCAAUGCAGCCCAAGCCCACUUUCAGCAGCAGUCCCUGUACAGGACCCCCCCACAGACCACGAUGAGACCUCCUUCGCAAUACCAACUCCACUACCAGUCCAGGCCCCCGCAGGUCCGACCACACUUUCAGCACGCCCAGCCACAGCCCCCCAGGCCCCACCCGCCGCAGCGACCGUCCAUCAGCGCGGCCGGUAGACCCCGCCCGGUGUUGCCGGUUCAGCAGAUCGAGCAGCCUCAAGACCUAAGCACUGCGGCCCUCGCUCGCAGGGCGGAAGGGGGCCCCAGGACGGAGAGAAGAGCUGAACCAGGACUCGUCUCCGAGGGCUCAAACAGCACCGGCAGGCCUCCCAGCUCCGUGCGGGCCGACCCCCCAGGAGGAGACAUUGUCCCCCAAUCCGCCGUUCCCUGUCCGAGCCGGGAGGAGACGGUGGAUUCUCGGACUGCCGUCAGCGAAAGGGUCAGCUGAUGGACCGGUCUCUGGUUGUUGUGGACCGAGGUGACACCGCCCAGGGCUCGUCCUCCCAUCUUUGUGCACUGUUGUUCCACGGAACGACCUUUCCUCCCAGCUCCAAACUCGCACUGACGGACGACGCGGGAGAAGGACGGAUGGCGGGUUUUUUUUAGGAAAAACAAAAGGAAAACUUGAGUGAAAGUGAAAGUGAAUGUGUGUGUGUGUGUGUGUGUGUGUGCGUGUGUGUGUGUGUGUGUACAUAAUCUAAAGGCAGCUGUCGCGUCCCGCCGGUCUUGGCAGGGGAAGAGGAAGCAAUUUGGAACUACAAACAAACGCCCAAUUAGUCCGAAUGAAGCGUCAUUUCCGGAAUAUAACUUUUAAUUUUCUAUUUUGUUCGUUUAUGGUUUCGUCUUCACAGCUUUAAAAGUUCAUGUCAUUGACCGGCGCUCCCUUGCACGUCUGACGCUCCCUUGUCCCACAUCAGCGCCUUCCAGAAACUAAACCCGGAAGAGCGGGGCGCGCUUCAUUCGCACUUCCUGGUAGUUUCAUGUGUUAUUCCACAACCCCCCCCCCCCCCCCUCCGCUGGUAGCCCACAUAUGGACGUGACGUCCAAGCGUUAUUUCAAAGACAAGCCGACAUGUUCCGGAGUCUUCCGGGCUGACUACCACGUGACGUGAGUCCUUCUUCCAUAUUGGUUAUGUUUUUCUUUGUUAUUAUUAUCGACCUAGCGUAGCGUCUUUUUCUUGACCUCGGUUCCAAUGGGCUUGUCGUUACCGUGACAAUCGUCUUUGUCUUGAAUGUUCCGGAGGGAACCCAUUGGGACGACUGGCAGACUGAGGUUCCAACUCCGGAGCCGGGGGUAUUCGUCGUAGUGCGACUUUAGGACCGCCGUCAAGAAGUUUUCACCGGUUUUUGUCUUCCAGGCUUUCUAGCGAUGGUUUUGCUUGUGAUUGGUCAGAACACGAGUCACAACUUUCGCUUUCGUUUUAAUCACAUGACUACAAAAGCCAAAAGCAGUGAAGUUGUCACGUUGUGUAAAUGGUAAAUAAAAACAGAA
Entelurus aequoreus (snake pipefish) is the source of this 3379-nucleotide messenger RNA. It is a transcript of the gene mecp2, whose product is annotated as methyl CpG binding protein 2. The record is from RefSeq and is a predicted model, not a curated record. The transcript has 6 exons. Gene Ontology annotation, molecular function: methyl-CpG binding; chromatin binding; double-stranded methylated DNA binding. Bases 87 to 2336 code for a protein of 749 amino acids. Gene Ontology annotation, biological process: negative regulation of transcription by RNA polymerase II. Gene Ontology annotation, cellular component: nucleus; heterochromatin. NCBI's taxonomy places the organism in Eukaryota, Metazoa, Chordata, Actinopteri, Syngnathiformes, Syngnathidae.